GGGGAGAGAGAGGGGAGAUGAUUUCCUUCAUGGUUCGGCUGUUUAUGAUUAUCUUACCCAUGCAGCAACAUUAUGGAAACACACAUCUGCGUUAAAGGCUAUCAUGUACUUUAGCCCGGUCUGUUUUUCGCUCUCCUUGUCAUUCUAGACUAGACAUCCUCUGCAGAAUAGUGGAAGAGGGAUGAGCAAGGGGUAGCAGCUGUGAGUUUAGCCUUCCGUUGAGUGGUUGCUGAUGCUAACUGCUCUAGGGAUGGUCAGUUUUGGCAUAGUGGGGUGUUAACAAAACAGUGUUGCUCUGACCCGUUGAUGUACUCCUACCACAUAAAUAAAAGAAGCCACUAUGAAACGUUCUAAUGGUUAUUAUUGUAAUAUUGUAUGCCUAUUGUUUUCAUUAUAUCUGACAUGAGAUUGUAGGUGUUGGGUAGACCGGUAAAGAUCAUGUUGAUUAAACAAUACUUCGCAGGGUGCAAUGGGUUCAUUAUUACGAAUCCCAUGGUUGAAAGAAACUCGGCAGCUCGUGGACCGUUAUUUGGGGGUUGUGCUGUCCAUGAAAAACUUGAGACGUCCCUACCCUUACCCUAGAACUAACCAUAACCUUUACCUAACAUGAACCCCAAUCUUACCAGUUGUAAACGUCAACUUCAAAGGGAGUUGGGACGUCCCAAUGAUCCCGUUUAGACUAUUCCGUUAUUUUGGGGUUUCAAUAGUUAGAGGUAAGUAAAGUUAGCCAAAGUUGUCAUUUAUUUUGCUUAAACAUUUGAGUAUGGAGGUAAGACCAGUGAAGCAUGAUCGGUGUCAUUAUGAAAACAGGGGUAUCUGUCACAUUAUUAGGCUAAAUGUAAAACAUUUGUGAACAGUUUAGCUAGCUAGGCUAACGUUAAUAGAUAAUUAAUGUAACGCUAACGUAAGCCAACAAUGCGCACUGUUUCAGAUCAAUAGCUAGCCAUCUAGCUAGUUAUGACAAACAAUCCGCUAGCUAGAUGCAACGUCUUGUAGCCAGCUAAUAAUAUGGGUCAAUAUUGGAAUGAAGAAGCUCUGGCUCAUGAUUGAUUGCGGUUUGACUUAGCUGGUCCAUGACAACACGUCUGCUUGUUCAUCACCUGCUGCAUACAUGAAGCAUCGAGUGACAAGUGCACACUGCCAACACCAACUCAAUUAUAAUGUAACGCACAUAGACAAAUAAAUAUAGUGUACACAACCAGGUACGGUGUGAGUGUAAAGCUGGUGUACUGUUUGCCGUAGUGAAUUUAACGGCCCACACACUAUUCUGUAUUAGCUCUGCUCACGACCCAAGUGACGUAGAGAGAGUAUUCUACGUCACUGAAAGGGAAGCAACGCAACCCAUCUUCAGAAGCGCCAAGCAAGCAUGUGUGGUCCACCACUAUGAUGUCCUCUAAUAUACUGUUGCUAAGGAAAUGGAUGAAAUGAAUGGCUUCCCUAAGGCUGAAAUCCUCAUCGCCCCCUCCUCACCCCGUGUUUUUGUGUGUUUACAGAAAUCACUGCGAACAACCUGACGCGUCAAAAAGGAGCUCUGCACCAGCCGAGUCCAUUGGAGCCGGCACUGAGGAACUGAGUCGUCGGCUGCUGCCAGCUCUAGCACCAGAAUCCUCUACAGCCGUCUGGGGUGAGGAGCCGAGGUGCCUGGCUGGGGCUGGGUGGAUGGUAACUGGAGGAAUAGGGGGCCACGGCAGAAGGAGGAGAAUGGCAUCCACAGGCAUGCAGAUCUUUGCCUUCGUCCUGGCGCUGCUGGGCAUCAUGGGGGCCAUGAUGGCUACGCUGCUGCCCAAUUGGAAGGUGAGCGCCGAUGUAGGCUCCAACAUCAUCACGGCCAUCUCCCAGAUGCAGGGGCUGUGGAUGGACUGCACCUGGUACAGCACCGGCAUGUUCAGCUGCACCUUGAAGUACUCGGUACUGUCGCUGCCCGCCUACCUGCAAACUGCCCGCACCACCAUGGUGCUGUCCUGUGUGAUGGCUGCCAUGGGCCUGUGCCUGGCAUCCCUGGGGCUCAAAUGUACUCGCUGGGGGGGCGGCCGGCGCGCCAAGAGGCACGCGGCCAUCGCCAGCGGGGGCUGCUUCAUCGCCGCCGGCUUCCUGUGCCUGGUGCCUGCUUCCUGGUUCACCAAAGAGGUCAUCACUAACUUCCUGGACCGCAGCGUGCACGAGAGCAAUAAGUUUGAGCCUGGGGGCGCCGUGUACGUGGCCUUCCUGUCGGCAGGCUUCCUCUUUGUGGGGGGGUCCAUCUUCUGCGUGUCGUGCUCGGGGAAGAGGCCCGGCCACCAGGACAUGAUCUUGCUGCCGCCCCCUGAUAAACUCUUACUGCAGCAGCAACAGCACCUCCUACAGCAACAGCAGCAGGACCAGCUCCAGCACCAGUACUGCUCCCUCUCCCCACUAGACAAUAAAACAGGCUACAGUCUGCAGGACUAUGUGUAGGCUAAAGCAACACUGCACGCCAUGCGCUACUGUUAGGCAGUUUGGGAAAACCGCUGCCUCUUACAUGUAGUUCACCAACCAACCAAGCUCUUAAAGAGGAGGAGAUGAGAGAGGAGGGGGAAGGACUUUGAGGGUGGGUUUUUUCUCCCCCCCCCCCCAUUGUAGCUCUCUCUCUCCCCUCUUUCUUUGCUUUCUGUUCUAUGAGCACAAGCAGUGGAGGUAUUCCCUGAGCAGCUCCUUGGAACAGACAGACGGAUGGUGAAUGUGAAAAGCAGCGCAGCCGGAGGACGAAGGAAGGCGCUGCAGAAUGGGAGGGGAGCCGCAGCUGAACAAAUGCAGAUACCCCAGCGAUCAUCAGUAAAUCACACGCGUUCCCGGGGGAAUGGGUUAGCUGAUAGCAAGCCUCCUGUUCCUUUCCUUUUCCUCGCCAAAGGUUUGAAUUGAUAAGCAUUCAUUUAGUUUGCUAAGUCGUCAAUAUUGAUAUUAUUGUCUCAAAGAGGCAAUAACAGUACGUGGAAUUCCCUUUUCAUUAGCCAGCCAUUGUAGUUUUCAACCAUCCACAAGAUAUGGUAGUUGUUGGAACUGAUUUAAUAAAUUGUCUUAUUUUUGGUAGCGAAUAGACAUUGAUAUUUUGCCUAAGCAUGCUGUCUGGAGCCUGUCUGUGUAUAAUGCAGAGGAAUGCCUGCCUGGUAGAGAAUGAGACGUACGUAGUGUAACCAAACACAAUGCCUGUGCCUAAAAAGACGUAGUACAUUAUCCUUCCCGGGGAAAUUGUUCAAAAGAGGACUGUCAGGAUGAGUAAGUAGGGUGCUGGGCUAUGGAACAGAACUGUAGACAAACCCACCCCUGGAUCUCACCCUGCAGGUAGAGACACACAGAGAGGGAGAAACGGAGCGAGAGAGAGAGAGAGCCUCCCCCUCCAGCAGAGUGGAAAGUCUGACAUGUUUGUUGCUUUCCCAUUUAGCUCCCAAAACAAGCUGCCUUCUUGGGCUAGGCUACACGCUACUGAUUUCAUGCAUUAGGCAUACAAAAUGAACACACACCCCCACAUACAUACAGUUCACACCCACAUAGAGUACAAACACCCACACACAGAUACAAAACCCCACACAUACACACAGAUACAGAAACCCAAACACAUGCUCAGAAACACACAGAAAUAUACAUGUACCUUUUUGACACACUGGGCUGCAUGUGCUUUUCAUCCUGCUGUCCGCCUCCUCACUGCCAUGGAAACGGAAUCCUGUGCCCUAAUGUCUUCAUUGUCUGGGGUGUGUUUGUGUCCACCAGUGCUUUGAGGUUGGGUAGGGGGGCAUCUCUCUCUCCCUCUGCAUGGCCCCAUAAGCCUUGUGCAGAACCUCAACACACACAGAGCUGCUCCUCUAAUCCCCUUUAUUAGCCCAGUGACAUGAGGCACCAAGCCACUGUUACACCCAGGUCUGUCUGGGAACUGCUCUCUUUUUGUUGUCCUUCCUUAGUGUCUUUCACGUGCAAUUAGGGUUGAUGGGGAAAAUGGCUGUGUUGUGACAAAUCUGGCUGAUUAUUGGAAUUGUAUGAUGGCAUAGAGAGAGGCUUUGAAGGGUCAUGGUUGACUGCAGUGGUGUGGCAGAUUUGCCUCCAAAUCCAGAAAUGGUUUGAGUCAUUCCUCCACAUGUGACUUGCUUACCAAGUCCGUCAGCAGUGCAUAUGCUACCAUGUAAUACCUGCAGGAGACCCUUCAGCUGAAGUUCAAGGACGUUCUGUGCCAUUCUGUUCUUUCCUUCCUGUCAAUAUCUAUUUUACCACUUCUCUCUACCUAUAUCCCCCUUUUACUGAAGUCACGUGGACUUUCUCUUUGACUGACAGGGAACACUUUUGCAUGUUGAGAGCAUGCUGGCCAACACACACACUGACACACCACCCCUGCUGCCUACUCAUAUGUCAAGGGUGCUAUUGCACAUUAACACAGUCACAUUCUCAUGUGUGUCUAACACGGCUGAGAGGAGAGGGAGGUAGGUUGUCUCCGGCCUGAAAUGGCUGCUCUGGUGACAGGCCCCGGCAGUGGCCCUCUCAUUCUCUCACACAUUGUUUCCUAUGGGGAGAGCAGAUGGCUAAGCCCAGCUCGACACCUUCAGGCGGCUGCCUGCACAACGGGGGCAUCGCCACAGGCAUCACUUUAGGGCCUGGAAGCCCGGAAGGGGCAGGUUUCACACCCCAAGCAACAUGCCAGGGAUAGAGCAGAGGGGACCGGACGGGCAUCCGUACAGUACAAUAACACACUUCCCCAACCCCUGCCAGACCUUACGAAUGCAAUAAAUGAAGACAAGAAUGUGAAUGUGCCCUCGUUAACAAACUGAACACAUACAACACAUACAGUGCCUAUCAAAAGUUGACACACCUAAGUAUUCUGGGGGUUUUUCUUUAAAAUUUUCUACAUUGUAGAAUAUGAGUUAAGACAUCAAAACUAUUAAAUAACACAUAUGGAAUCAUGUAGUAACCACAAAAAGUGUAACAAAUCAAAAUAUAUUUUAUAUUUGAGAUUCUUUAAAGUAGCCACCCUUUGCCUUGAUGAGAGCUUUGCACACUCUUGGCAUUCUCUCAACCAGCUUCAUGAGGAAUGCUUUUCCAACAGUCUUGAAGGAGUUCCCACGUAUGCUGAGCACUUGUUGGCUGCUUUUCCUUAACUCUGUGGUCCAAUUCAUCCCAAACCAUCUCAAUUGGGUUGAGGUUGGGUGAUUGUGGAGGCCAGGUCAUCUGAUACAGUACAUUCACUCUCCUUGGUCAAAUAGCCCUUACACAGCCUGGAGGUGUGUUUUGGGUCAUUGUCCUGUUAAAAAACAAAUGAUAGCAGGACUAAGUGCAAAUCAGAUGGUAAGGUGUAUCGCUGCAGAAUGCUAUGGUACCCAUGCUGGUUAAGUGUGCCUUGAAUUCUAAAUAAAUUACAGACAGUGUCACCAGCAAAGCACCCCACACCAUCACUCCUCCACGCUUCACGGUGGGAACCACACAUGUGGAGAUCAUCCACGUCUCACAAAGACACGGCAGUUGGAACCAAAAAUCUCAAAUUUGACUCAUCAGACCAAAGAACAUAUUUCCACUGGUCUGAUGUCCAUUGCUUGUGUUUCUUGGCCCAAGCAAGUUUAUUCUUCUUAUUGGUGUCCUUUAGUAGUGGUUUCAAAUCAAGUCUGAUGAACAGUUGAUGUUGAGAUGUCUGUUACUUGAACUCUGUGAAGCAUUUAUUUGGGCUGCAAUUUCUGAGGCUGGUAACUCUAAAUGUUUGAUUUAUUUUACCUUAAUUUAACUAGGCAAGUCAGUUAACAACAAAUUCUUAUUUUCAAUGACGGCCUAGGAACAGUGGGUUAACUGCCUUGUUCAGGGGCAGAAAGACAGAUUUUUACCUUGUCAGCUCGGGGAUUCGAUCAUGCAACCUUUCAGUUACAAGUCCAACGCUCUAACCACUAGGCUACCUGCCGCCCCUAAUGAACUUAUCCUCUGCAGCAGAGGUAACUCUGGGUCUUCUUUUCCUGUGGCGGUCCUCACGAGAGGGAGGUUUUUGCGACUGCACUUGGAAGAAACCUUCAAAGUUCUUGACAUUUUAUGUAUUGACUGACCUUCAUGUAAUGAUGGACUGUCAUUUCUCUUUGCUUAUUUGAGCUGUUCUUGCCAAAAUAUGGACUUGGUCUUUUACCAAAUAGGGCUAUCUUCUGUAUACCACCCCUACCUUGUCACAACAACUGACUGGCUCAAAUACAUUAAGAAGAAAUUUCACAAAUUAACUUUUAAUAAGCCACGCCUGUUAAUUGAAAUGCAUUCCAGGCGACUACCUCAUGAAGCUGGUUGAGAGAAUGCCAAGCAUGUGCAAAGCUGUCAUCAAGGCAAAGGAUGGCUACUUAAAAUAAUUUGUUUCACACUUUUCUGGUUACUACAUGAUUCCAUAUGUGUUAUUUCAUAGUUUUGAAGAAAAUAGUACAAAUAAAGAAAAACCCUUGAAUGAGUAGGUGUCCAAACUUUUGACUGGUACUGUAUGUGUUUGAGAAAGUGCCAAAUCGACUCAUGUCAAGUUUGAUCCAGUGUUGUACUUCAUGCGGUUUACUUUUUAUUGUACGUGUUUGUAUAUAAAUUCUAUAUUCGCAAAUGUUUUAUGGAUUCAUUGUUUGUUGUGCAAGACUAAGUUGAGUAAACUAGGCAAUCGUUUACAGUAGGAUGCAGCUUUCCAGCGUUGGCUUUUCAACCUUAUUAUUCCAAAGCACACAAUUCCAGAGGCAUAAACAAUUUGACUUUAAAAUCGGGAAAGGCUUGCACACGUUAUUGUUUUUGUAAUGUUUAAAUCAUGCUUCAGGAUUUCCUCAUUACAACUCUGCAGAUAACUGUACACAUUUGUCUAGGAUAUUUGUGGACCUAAUUAUAAAAACAUUUUUCUGGCAAGCUAACAUGCUUUCCUAUUUUGUUCUAAUGUCUUACACUAUCUUCUUCACUACUCAAUUGCACCUUUGCUUGUGUUACCUUGUUUGACAGCAGUUUGUUUCAAGUGGCUGAGCAUUGCAACGUCCUCUGGACCGGUUCAAGUGUACAUAACACAACUGGCAGUCUGAAAAACAGUAAAGCCAUUUCUGUCUGAUACGAUUUGAGCCGGUCAAUGUGAGCUGGAGGUUUGUUUCGUUAUAUAGAUGUGCAGCCUGUUCAUCAGCCAGCGCACCAUUUCAUUAGCUUCAAAUUGCCUGGGAACAAAGAACAGCCUCUAGAUGUCUAAACAGUUGCCACUCUCCAGCAGAAACCAAUACAAGAGUUAUCAUUUUGAUAAUUGCAGCUUAUUUUUGUGGAUGCACUUCUUAAAUUUGCCAGAGGAUUAUCAACAGUUCAGUGUUCUGGUGACUGUUGUCUCAAUGUGCUUGUGCAAGUAGGCUAGUUAUAAUUUUUAAUAAUAAAACUAUUUUGUGGAAGCAACACGCCUUUAUUCAAUCGUGUGUGUGUGUUUGGGUGUGAGAACAGUUGGGGAUGGUAUGGGUUGUACUGCGCAUAGGCAGUGUUGCAGUCAGGCUGUUCAGUGUUCCUAUAGCCCCUAAACAGUUGGGGAUGGUAUGGGUUGUACUGCGCAUAGGCAGUGUUGCAGUCAGGCUGUUCAGUGUUCCUAUAGCCCCUAAACAGUUGGGGAUGGUAUGGGUUGUACUGUGCAUAGGCAGGGUCGCAGUCAGGCUGUUCAGUGUUCCUAUAGCCCCUAAACAGUUGGGGAUGGUAUGGGUUGUACUGCGCAUAGGCAGGGUUGCAGUCAGGCUGUUCAGUGUUCCUAUAGCCCCUAAACAGUUGGGGAUGGUAUGGGUUGUACUGCGCAUAGGCAGGGUUGCAGUCAGGCUGUUCAGUGUUCCUAUAGCCCCUAAACAGUUGGGGAUGGUAUGGGUUGUACUGCGCAUAGGCAGUGUUGCAGUCAGGCUGUUCAGUGUUCCUAUAGCCCCUAAACAGUUGGGGAUGGUAUGGGUUGUACUGCGCAUAGGCAGGGUUGCAGUCAGGCUGUUCAGUGUUCCUAUAGCCCCUAAACAGUUGGGGAUGGUAUGGGUUGUACUGUGCAUAGGCAGGGUUGCAGUCAGGCUGUUCAGUGUUCCUAUAGCCCCUAAACAGUUGGGGAUGGUAUGGGUUGUACUGUGCAUAGGCAGGGUUGCAGUCAGGCUGUUCAGUGUUCCUAUAGCCCCUAAACAGUUGGGGAUGGUAUGGGUUGUACUGCGCAUAGGCAGGGUUGCAGUCAGGCUGUUCAGUGUUCCUAUAGCCCCUAAACAGUUGGGGAUGGUAUGGGUUGUACUGUGCAUAGGCAGGGUUGCAGUCAGGCUGUUCAGUGUUCCUAUAGCCCCUAAACAGUUGGGGAUGGUAUGGGUUGUACUGCGCAUAGGCAGGGUUGCAGUCAGGCUGUUCAGUGUUCCUAUAGCCCCUAAACAGUUGGGGAUGGUAUGGGUUGUACUGUGCAUAGGCAGGGUUGCAGUCAGGCUGUUCAGUGUUCCUAUAGCCCCUAAAUAGAUGUCUAUCUACACACACACACACACACACACAAAUGUUGAAGUCGGUAGUUUACAUACACUUAUGUUGGAG
Molecule: messenger RNA, 8487 nt
Organism: Oncorhynchus kisutch (coho salmon)
Lineage: Eukaryota; Metazoa; Chordata; Actinopteri; Salmoniformes; Salmonidae
Product: claudin-20-like
Exons: 2
Coding region: 1429-2433 (334 amino acids)
Cellular component (GO): bicellular tight junction; membrane
Molecular function (GO): structural molecule activity
Source: RefSeq, a predicted model, not a curated record